AUGGCCUCCAACAACCCCGACUCCAGCGCAAACCAGUCCGCCACCUCGGAGGACGCCAAGGGCGACGUCAACGCCGCUGUCGAGGAGCUCCUGAAUACCAUCUCCAACAAGUUUGCCGGGGUGUCGAGUGAGAUCUUUGCGAAGAUGGACGAAAUGUCGCGCCGUCUCGAUAACCUUGAGGCCGCGCUACUUGCGAGUAAGGAGAAGGAGGCCGGUUCAUCAAAGUCGUCUUGA
This is a messenger RNA of Colletotrichum karsti, 234 nucleotides long. RefSeq names its product heat shock factor binding protein 1. Gene Ontology annotation, molecular function: transcription corepressor activity. The coding region runs from base 1 to 234 and encodes 77 amino acids. Gene Ontology annotation, cellular component: nucleus; cytosol. Gene Ontology annotation, biological process: cellular heat acclimation. Lineage: Eukaryota; Fungi; Ascomycota; Sordariomycetes; Glomerellales; Glomerellaceae. The record is from RefSeq and is a predicted model, not a curated record. The transcript has 3 exons.